GUAUUUAAUUUUGCGGCUCACAAGGGGACACAGUUGGGGAGAAAGAGGAGUGCGAGCGAGUGAUCAUCUGGCACGCUUAGCUGAUUGCGCCAAUUCUCCCUUCUAAGACCAUGGCCGUGUCUGCUGCUACCGCUGCCUCUAAUUUCCUUCGCCCUCUUUAUCGAAUAGAAUUCCCCAAAUGCCCUCACCUUUCUUCUGAAUCACAGUUUCGCCUUCAGCUCCUUCGCUCCCAUCAAACCCAAAGAACCACAAUUCGUGCCACCUCUGCUGCUGUUGUUGUGGAGUCGGAUUUAACCACGCAGCACGAUCUGAAUACACAAGUCGACUUAUUCGCAUGUCCGAUAUGUUAUGAACCAUUGAUAAGAAAAGGUCCUGUUGGCUUUAACUUAUCAGCAAUCUACAGGUCUGGUUUCAAGUGUAAGAGAUGUCAAAAAGCAUACACCAGCAAAGAUGGGUAUCUGGAUUUGACAGUGACUUCUGGGUUAAGAGAUUACACUGAAGUUCAACCAGUUCGGACUGAACUUUUUAGGAGUCCUCUUGUUUCAUUCUUAUAUGAAAGAGGUUGGCGUCAGAAUUUCAGGCAAAGUGGCUUUCCUGGUCCUGAAGAAGAGUUCAAAAUGGCUCAAGAGUACUUUGAACCUGCUAAAGGUGGUCUGAUCAUCGAUGUUAGCUGUGGAAGCGGAUUAUUUUCCCGAAAGUUUGCCAAUUCUGGAACCUAUUCUGGAGUCGUUGCUCUAGAUUUUUCUGAAAAUAUGCUUCGCCAAUGCAAUGAUUUCAUUAAGAAAGAUGACACACUUUCAUCCACUAAUAUCGCCCUUGUAAGGGCAGAUGUUUCUAGGCUUCCCUUUGCAUCAGGUUCAGUUGAUGCUGUUCAUGCUGGUGCUGCUUUGCAUUGCUGGCCAUCUCCGUCCAAUGCUGUUGCUGAAAUCACCCGUGUACUAAGAAGUGGUGGAGUAUUUGUCGGAACCACUUUUCUUCGUUAUACUUCAUCAACUCCGUGGAUUUUACGCCCCUUCAGAGAGAGGACUUCUCAAGGCUAUGGCUUUUUAAAAGAGGAAGAAAUUAAAGACCUUUGCACCUCAUGCGGUCUUACAAAUUACUCAUGCAAAAUCCAGAACUCUUUUAUUAUGUUUACAGCUCAGAAGCCAUAAAACUUUGUGAUCCAUUUAUAAAAUUGAUUUUCCUACAUUAUAAUAAUUAUCCAUCCAUAUUUGUUGUAUUAUGUGCUUCAUCUGUAAAGAAAUUGUAAAUAAAAAUAUACCAAAAAUUAAAAGGUGCAAACUGGAGUGUCUUGUAAAGAUUCACAGGUUGAUAAUCGUAACAUAUAUUUCUUUAAAUA
Cicer arietinum (chickpea) is the source of this 1339-nucleotide messenger RNA. RefSeq lists its product as uncharacterized. Gene Ontology annotation, cellular component: chloroplast. Gene Ontology annotation, molecular function: S-adenosylmethionine-dependent methyltransferase activity. NCBI's taxonomy places the organism in Eukaryota, Viridiplantae, Streptophyta, Magnoliopsida, Fabales, Fabaceae. The record is from RefSeq and is a predicted model, not a curated record.